This is a messenger RNA of Daucus carota subsp. sativus, 2704 nucleotides long. Its product is annotated as nitrate regulatory gene2 protein. Bases 276 to 2597 code for a protein of 773 amino acids. The record is from RefSeq and is a predicted model, not a curated record. The transcript has 5 exons. Lineage: Eukaryota; Viridiplantae; Streptophyta; Magnoliopsida; Apiales; Apiaceae.
GGACUUUAGUUUGGUUCCCCCUCCUUUAAAAAAGAUUAGAAGCAGUGUUUUUGACCGUUGCUUUCUCUCUCCCUCUCUCUCUCUCUCUCUCCCCUCCUCUGCACUCUCCUCUUCUAUCUCAUCAUCCUUAUGCUAUUUCGUUUCCCUUCUUCCCCGCCAGCUUGCAGAAUAACUUGUGAAGACUGUAAAAGCACUCCCUUGUGAUUUGCAUUUUAAGUUACGGCUGGAAAAAUCACAGAGACUGGAGAGUCAGUCAGUAAGAGAGAAGUGGGGGGAUGGGAUGUUCUACGUCUAAAUUGGAUGAUGAAGAGGCAGUUCAGAUUUGCAAAGAUAGAAAGAACUUCAUUAAACAAGCUGUCGAGCAUAGAAUGCGAUUCGCCUCCGCGCAUGCUGCUUAUAUCCAAUCUUUACGAAGAGUUUCUGCUGCUCUCCGAGAUUAUAUUGAAGGAGAUGAGUCACAUGAUCUAGAUGCAUUCAUAACCCCAGCCUUCACACCAAUGAAGAAAUCGAGCUCCGGAUUCAUCUCUAUAUCACCAAAAUCUUUUACUGCAGCACCUAUACAGUCCACACCCAACUCAACCAUUAAAGUAAGUUAUUUAAGAUCUGGCGGAACUCCUUCGGUUUCUGUUGAGGAGAGACCAAACUCCCCGGAAACAGUUAGGGUUGAAGCUUAUUCACCCAUUCACCAGUAUGAGAUGGAUGGAUUUUUUGCAAUGCAGUCUCCAACAAUGAACAACUCAUUUUUCAAUUACUCCCCCAUCCAUCGACCAAGUUUUCCUCCCCCUUCACCACGUACCUCCCAAUGGGAUUUCUUUUGGAACCCAUUUUCAUCAUUGGAUAACUAUGGCUAUCCUACAAGAACCAGUAUUGAUCAUACUGUUUUAGAUGAUGACAUGUCUGGGCUGAGACAAGUUCGAGAAGAAGAAGGGAUUCCUGAGUUGGAGGAGGAGACCGAACAAGAAGACCUUGAACCUAGGGUUCACGUGAAGAAUGAGCAAGCUAGAGUUGUGCUUAACAGUGCCAGAGAAGAAGUUCUCGUCGAAGAUGAUGACAGUGAUGAUGAUGACGAUGAUGAUUAUGUAACAGACAGUGGACAUGAGUCUGAACAUGAAGUAAUAGGACCUGUUAAGGCCGAGCUAGAAGUGAAAAAGUCUCGAGGAAGUCAAAAGCUAGAAGUUUCAAAAUCGCAGAAUUCCGGGCAAGUUAGCAACCAAGAAACAGCAGUUGGUGAUAACAGGGAUGCUCAUGUGGAAACCCCAGGUUUUACUGUUUACGUAAACCGAAGGCCCACUAGCAUGACAGAGGUUGUUAAAGAUCUUGAAGCUCAGUUCAAGAUCAUUUGCAAUUCUGCUCUUGAGGUGUCAGCUAUAUUAGAAGCCAGCAAAUCUCAGUAUUCAUCAACAUCGAAUGAACUCACAGCCAUGAAAAUGUUAAAUCCUGUAGCUUUGUUGCGUUCAGCUUCUUCACGCUCUUCUUCAUCAAGAUUUGCAAUCAAUUCUUCAAGCUCGAAAGAUGAAGCUUAUGAAAGCAGUAGCGACUUCUCUGAGGAUUCGUGUACGUUCUCUAGUAGUCACCAGACAACCCUAGAUAAACUAUAUGCCUGGGAGAAAAAACUCUACCAGGAAGUUAGGGCUGGUGAACGGCUUCGUAUGACCUAUGAGAAAAAAUGUUCUCAACUCCGAAAUAAAGACGUAAAAGGAGAUGAUCCUUCUUCAGUAGAUAAGACCAGAGCUGCUAUACGAGAUCUGCAUACCCAGAUAAAAGUUUCAAUACACUCAGUUGAAGCUGUCUCAAAGAGGAUUGAGACAUUAAGGGAUGAAGAGCUGCAACCGCAGCUAUUGGAUCUGAUACAAGGGCUAACAAGAAUGUGGAAGGCAAUGGCCGAGUGUCAUCUAGCUCAGAAACGCAUAUUGGAUGACGCGAAGGUUUUACUGGCAGGAACUCCGUCAAAGUUGUCUGGAACAAAGAAAUAUACUCUAAUGUCACCUACUGAGCCACAUCGGCUAGCCUGUGCAGCUGCCAACCUUGAAAACGAGCUUAGAAAUUGGAGAGCCUGUUUUGAAUCAUGGAUCACUUCUCAACGAUUCUACAUACAUGCAUUAACAGGAUGGCUCCUACGAUGUGUCAGAUCAAACGCAGAUGCUUCAAAUUUACCAUUCUCUCCUCGUCGAUCUAUGGUAACGUCCCUGCCAAUUUACGGUAUUUGCAUCCAGUGGUCUAGAUUUAUCGAUGCGGUUAGAGAAGUUCCAGUUCUUGAAGGAAUGGAUUUUUGUGUGGCGGGUAUCGACUCCCUAUAUGCACAGCAGCUGAAAGAAGAUUUUCGCCACAGGACUCCAACUGGCUCAAAGAGGUACGGAGGCGGGUUUUCAGUAGAAUCGGGUGGGAAGGAGAUGGUGGAGGUGGGGAAUUUUGAAGAAGAUGUAUUUAGCACAGAAAAAAUGGUAGAAGUUGCCAUUAGGGUUCUCUGUGCGGGAAUGUCGGUUGUUGUAAGUUCUUUGACAGAAUUUGCUAUAAGUUCAGCUGAAGGAUAUGCUGAUGUAGUGAAGCAAUGGGAGAGUGCCCAGCGGUCGCGAAGUUUGGGAGGGACUCAAAUUUAGAGUACUUAGCAGUUGGUAGGUAGAUUAGCGAGGAAGAUAAUGUAAAUUAUUUGUGCCACAGUAUAUUAUCAUAUUAAAAAUGGGAAGUAUGAUCUAGUUUUUGGCUA